Messenger RNA from Condylostylus longicornis, 1274 nucleotides. Its product is annotated as transmembrane protein 177. The coding region runs from base 265 to 1206 and encodes 313 amino acids. Lineage: Eukaryota; Metazoa; Arthropoda; Insecta; Diptera; Dolichopodidae. The transcript has 5 exons. The record is from RefSeq and is a predicted model, not a curated record.
AUAUUAUAUUUUAAUAUAUAAAUCAUUUCUGUACCAAAAUAUUUCAUUGUAACAUUUCUGUAUUAUUAUACAGAGAAUUUGUUCAUAUAUUUGUAGAUCAGUUCUAUACGAAAGUUUUUUAGUCUUCGAUAGAAAUUUACACUUUGCUAUAAAUAUUUAAAAUUCCGGAAGUCAAAAUUAUAUUUUUGAGUUGUCUCGUUAUGUCAUGUAGAGUCACGUACAGAAAAUCCAAACCAUAAACACAUCAUUUUGAAGAACUAUAAAAUGUACAAAACUUCUGCUUAUUUCACAACCAAGAAUGGACGAAAAAUAAUUCUUACGGGAGCGGCUGCAUUCGGGUUUAUUUUAUUUGCUGGAAAUUUUUUCCCUCAUACACUGUUUCUACAUAAAUACAAAGAAGUAGUAGCGUGCUAUAAGGAAGGUAUUGAAGUUCCAGUUCCUGAAAAAGUGAAAACAUAUUUGAAAACUGCCUACGAAAAGCUUGGAAUGCAUCCUUGUUACCAAAUAAAUAUUCAACCUUUCACAGUAUUUGGGUUCGAUAUAUUUGAAGGCGGAUCAACACAUUAUCGUUUUGGUUGUGUAAUCGGAAUACCUACUAAUUUCUGUUAUGAGUCUGAAGAAGACGUUGAUUACCAGUUUAUGAGACUUCGUAAUGAAAAGAUAAUAUGGGAUAGUGAAGAUGGCAAAUUUUUGAAAAAAUCUUUGGUGUUUACAGAAGAUGAAAAGUUAUUUGCUAUUUGUAAAUCCAUUUUACAACUACAAACACAUCGAGUGCUAUUGAAUUCGAUAUUUCCAUCACUUUCUUUUUUGUCUAUGUACGCAAUUGCUACUAGCUUAAAUCAAAAAUUGAAUCUAUACGCUAAGCCGCUUUCAGUUAGAGUAAUUAUGUAUUCAAUAUUGGGAUUUUUUGGUUUUGGAACCUGGGCGUUUUUGAAAGAUUUUAAUCAAGUUUUGUAUGAUAUUUCUAUUGAUAAGACACUUGCAAAGCUAGGUCCUGAAUUCGUCCUGGCAGGAAUAUCUUACUAUGGGAAAAUUCUAAAGCGUAAUAUUGCUUUUGAAAACUUAGUUGGUAGUGGGAAAUAUUCUUCCACCGGAAAUGAAAACUUCCUUGUGAGGCAAAAAAGUCUUCCAAUAACUUAUCGCAAAGCGUUUUUUGAAUCAAAACUACAGGAACUUAAUAAAAAAUUAAACCAAAUGGCUUUAUAAUUACCAAAACAUUUAUUUCAAAUAAACUUACAUACGAACAUUGCACGUACGUAUGUAUGUGGUUUAUA